This is a messenger RNA of Peronospora matthiolae, 1311 nucleotides long. Lineage: Eukaryota; Oomycota; Peronosporomycetes; Peronosporales; Peronosporaceae. The record is from the annotation of a GenBank genome assembly.
AUGCCUGCCGCUUGUUCAUCAGAUGGCCAUCUGAUGAACGUUUUGGAGCGUCCACAAGCGUGUGGAUGUACUACGAGUGAGUGCGAUGACCUCACUUGUGGUACGGUCGUUAGUACGACUGCACGAAACCUUAGUGUACCAAACGGUUACACUUCGGAGCAAAGUUCCGGCGGCUGUGAGGAAACACAGGCUGCGCCGAAGGUCCACCACUCGAAUAAGUCGGGUGGACUGGGACAAAGAUGUAUCCCUAGCGGGGAACAUCUAGAAGAGAAACAAUCGAUCGCUCAGGUUAAGCGAAACGAUAAUCCUAGAUCGACUGGAGAGUCUUUCGUAGAGGAUCUCGCUGUGGUUGCGCAACCCCAGCUAGAGGAAGUAAUGGGAAUAAGUCCCAAGAUUACAAACACGGCGGAAAUAAGUUCCCCGAAACCCGCGGGAAUAAGUCCCCGGGAAGCCGAAGGAAUAAGUCCUUCGAGGCCUGAGGGAAUAAGUCCCCAGGAAAUGACAGAGACAUUGAAUGUCCUAGUCAAUGAUGGAUCAAGUGUAGGCGCUUAUACACUUGAUAUGAUUGCGCCUCCGAAGUUGACUUCGGAGAUCACUCAGUUGCCAACGCUCGAACAUAAAAGGUUCUUGCGUGAUCUGCGUAGUGGCAAAGUCAAGCAGAUCUGCGUACUCGUCGCCGACGACGAGUGUGUAACCAACAUAAGGUCAGCAACAGUGUUUACUGAGAACGAGAGAGUUCUCAGUAGUUCAUCUAUGGACGAGAGUGUCCUCGAUGAAAAGACACGAAUUGAGCGAUAUGACUCCCAAUCGUGGGAAUCGCUCAAGAAAAAUCCUCUCUAUGAAGAUUUGGUUGAAUUCAAGGAUGUAUUCCCUGAAACUGUUCCGUGCGAAUUACUGAAGGAUAAAGGUACUCGACACGAGGUCGAGAUUAAACCAGGCUCGAAGUACUGUGUCAUGAAGCAGUGGCCACUGCCUCGUGAACAAGUACUUGCGAUCGACAAGUUCUUUGCCGAUCGUUUAGCUGCGGGCCAUGUGAGGGAAUCAACUUCCCCACAUGGCUCUCCGACCUUCUGUGUGCGAAAAGCAACAGGAGGGUGGCGGAUAGUGCACGCGUUUAACAAAUUGAACGCUGCAACGGUACCGGCUCAGACGCCGAUACCGAGGAAGGACGUAAUCAUUGAUGGUAUGUCAAAGAGUACCAUCUUUUCGUCCAUGGAUUUGAUGGAUGGCUUCUAUCAAAUCCCUAUGCGGAACGGGAUAUACCCUAUACCGCAGUUAGCACGCCUAGCGGCAUGCUCUGGGAAUGGCUAG